Molecule: messenger RNA, 1719 nt
Organism: Fusarium redolens
Lineage: Eukaryota; Fungi; Ascomycota; Sordariomycetes; Hypocreales; Nectriaceae
Product: major facilitator superfamily domain-containing protein
Exons: 6
Coding region: 1-1716 (571 amino acids)
Biological process (GO): siderophore transmembrane transport
Molecular function (GO): siderophore-iron transmembrane transporter activity
Source: RefSeq, a predicted model, not a curated record
AUGGCAGAUCAUAAUUCUCAUCGUAGCUCCGACGUGGAAGCGGCGCCGAAGGAGGAGCGAGAGAAGGUCACGAAUACAGAUAUUUUGAGACAGUCUUGGUCUAAGAAGGCCUUGAUCGUCGCGUUUACUGGUCUCUUCGCAACCACGUUCAUAACCCAAUUCCUCAAAUACGCGACAAAAGUCUACGAUGCAUAUGCUACCUCCGCGUUCCAGCGCCAUUCAGCGCUCGCGACAGCUAAUGUCGUCUUUGGUAGAGCAGAGGGUUUAACCUUUUCAAUUCUCUUCCUCGUUCUAUCACAAGUUAUGUACGCAGCCUGUCAAAACAUCGCAACUUACAUCGCCGGCGGCAUCUUCGAAUCAAUCGGCGACACCGGCUACGUAAUCAUGCAACAAGUCUUCAUCGCCGACACGACAAGCCUCAUCAACCGCGGUCUCUGGACUUCCCUCCCCGAAUCAUUCGCCUCCAUCCCAACGCUGUACCUCGGCUCCAUUGUAGCAGACAGUGUUCUCAAACACUCAACCUGGCGCUGGGGUUAUGGAAUGUGGGCUCUCAUCCUGCCUUUCUGCGCAGCGCCUCUUAUUAUUACUUUAUAUGUCCUUCAGCGACGCGCGAGGAAGGCUGGGUAUAGACGCAAAGGCGCUUGGGACGCUGCUGAUAAGACGCAGCCUUUGAGCAAGAGGAUAAUUAACCUCAUUUGGGUUGAUCUUGAUAUCCUCGGUGCUGUGCUUCUUGUUCUGGGUCUUGGACUCACGCUCAUUCCGCUUUCGCUUACGGGCGCGAGGAAUAGUGAUCGCUGGGACCAGGGGAGCUAUAUCGCCAUGCUUGUCAUUGGCGUUGUCGUCGUCGGCGUGUUUUUCGUCUGGGAUACAAAGUUUGCAAAGGUUCCAUUCGUUCCGUUCCGCAUGAUCAAGGAGCGAACUGUCGUUGCGGCUUGCGUUUUGUCCAUGUUGGAUUUCUUCCAUUAUUCUUGCUUUACGCUUUUCUUUCCAAGUUAUCUUCAGGUCGCUGGGGGUUUUAGUCCUGGACAUGCUACGCGCAUUGAUAACGCUCUUCGUGUCGCGUUUCAGAUCGCUUCGGUGCUUGUUGGUGUUUUGAUGAAGUAUACCAAGCGCAGUCAGAUCUUUGUCUUUAUUGGUGUUCCGCUCUGUGUUCUCGGUCAAGGAUUGAUGAUUCACUUUGUGAACAUGAACGGCGGACACGCAAACGAAGCUUCUUUCAUCACUGCAAAGACUCUUGUCGGUGUUGGUCGUGCAUUCUACCAGACAGCCGCUCAAGUCUCCAUUCAGGCCCUCGUCGCCAAGGAAGAUGUCCCUGUCGUGACGGGUGUUUACUACGCAGCCAUGAACUUUGGCGGAGCCGUCGGUACCAGUGUCGGCGGUGCCAUCUGGAACAACAUCCUCCCUCAAAAACUCACAACAUACCUCCCCGAGAAAGCCAAGCCCAACGCGUUCAAGAUCUACAAGUCCAUUGUCGUCGCUCAAAAAUUCGUAAAGGGUACACCUAUCCGCGCAGCCAUUGACCAAGCUUAUCGCGAGACACAGCGACUUCUUGCUAUUGCUGCGACGUGCUCUCUUGCGCCCAUGUUGAUUGUCAUGUUUGCGCUCAAGGCCGUUGAUUUGACAAAGGUUGAUGAGGCGAAGAUCGAGGAGAAUAAAUCUACUGAUGGAGAGGUUGAACCUGCUGUUAUGAGGGAGAAUGUGCAGGUGAAGAAUUAGGAC